Parnassius apollo (apollo) is the source of this 480-nucleotide messenger RNA. Lineage: Eukaryota; Metazoa; Arthropoda; Insecta; Lepidoptera; Papilionidae. The record is from the annotation of a GenBank genome assembly.
AUGCCACGAUUGGCAAUAGCUAAUGGAUUGAAGUUUCCAGAUAUUCCAGAUGUUUUGAAUGAAUUAACUUCAAUGGAGGAGAGAUUAGUAAGUCCUCGUCACGUAUUUUUGAAAAUAGUUCGUAGAGGCCAGGGAUUAGAAUAUCAGCAUGGUUUAUCAGGAAAUGUUAUUAAUGUACCUGUAAAAAUUAAUAACAUUGUAAAAGCUUUGCCUCGGUCGAUAAAUGAUGACAAUGUCAUCACUGUAGAGUUGAAGCGUAAAUUCUGUUAUAAACAUGGUCCAAAAGAACAAGCAGCGGAAUAUUUAGUAACGUGUGAUCUGUUUCGGACAUAUGGUAUAGAACUUGAAGGUUCAUGGACAAAUAAUGAACCUGAAGACACUGUCGAAUGUACCUGUAGUUCACCUGAGCAGGAGAGCAAUGUUGAUGAGAUUCCUGAUGUAAAUCCUGGUAGCACAGAAACUCUGUUAGAUGAAAACUAA